Recurvomyces mirabilis is the source of this 537-nucleotide messenger RNA. RefSeq lists its product as uncharacterized. NCBI's taxonomy places the organism in Eukaryota, Fungi, Ascomycota, Dothideomycetes, Mycosphaerellales, Teratosphaeriaceae. The transcript is spliced from 3 exons. The coding region runs from base 1 to 537 and encodes 178 amino acids. The record is from RefSeq and is a predicted model, not a curated record.
AUGUCCGCCGACAACAGCCGUGGCGAGUUGAAGAUCGAGAACACAAACAUCAACACCGCCCCCGGUGUAGAGCUCAGCGACCACCAGCGCACAAUCGUUGGCUCCGUGCUCGACCUUUUCGCCGGCCGCCCUUCGCUACCUAAGCUUGGGCUUUGGAAGGACGACGCCCAGUUCACGGACCCUUUGACCAUCGCCAAGGGUCGUGCACAGUACGAGGCACAAUUCUACGGUCUUCAGACAGCUUUCUCCGAGAUUGAGAGGCUAGGCCAUGAGGUGAAGGAUGCUGGUAACCCAAUCAAGAUGGAUUUGGACACCAGAUACGUUGUCAAGGGUAUCGGUAAAGAGCAGAAGAUUCACAGCUUGAUCGAGAUCCAUAUGGAGGGCGAUAAGAUCUCGUCGCUUGCUGAUAAGUGGGAUGGCAAAUUGCCAGAAGGCUCGAUCGCUCAGGCCUUCCGCCGUCUCAACGCUGUCAGCGUACCAAAGAUGGUCGGUGUGCCAAAGAAUGCUCAGGAGGACCGCGAAAGGGGCAACCAGUAA